CAGCAUGAACCGCGGCCACCGGCACGGGGCGGGCAGCGGCUGCCUGGGCACCAUGGAAGUGAAGAGCAAGUUUGGAGCUGAAUUUCGUCGGUUUUCACUGGAAAGAUCAAAACCUGGAAAAUUUGAGGAGUUUUAUGGACUACUGCAACAUGUUCAUAAGAUACCCAAUGUUGACGUUUUAAUAGGCUAUGCAGACAUCCAUGGAGACUUACUACCUAUAAAUAAUGAUGAUAAUUAUCACAAAGCUGUUUCAACAGCCAAUCCACUGCUUAGGAUUUUUAUACAAAAGAAGGAAGAAGCAGACUACAGUGCCUUUGGUACAGACACGCUAAUAAAGAAGAAGAAUGUUUUAACCAAUGUACUGCGUCCUGACAACCAUAGAAAAAAGCCACAUAUAGUCAUUAGUAUGCCCCAAGACUUCAGACCUGUGUCUUCUAUUAUAGACGUGGAUAUUCUCCCAGAAACACAUCGCAGGGUUCGUCUUUACAAAUAUGGCACUGAGAAACCCUUAGGAUUCUACAUCCGGGAUGGCUCCAGUGUCAGGGUAACACCACAUGGCUUAGAGAAGGUCCCAGGGAUCUUUAUAUCCAGGCUUGUCCCAGGAGGUCUGGCUCAAAGCACAGGACUAUUAGCUGUUAAUGAUGAAGUUUUAGAAGUUAAUGGCAUAGAAGUUUCAGGGAAGAGUCUUGAUCAAGUAACAGACAUGAUGAUUGCAAACAGCCGCAACCUCAUCAUAACAGUGCGACCAGCAAACCAGAGGAAUAAUGUUGUUAGAAAUAGUCGGACAUCCGGCAGCUCCGGCCAGUCUACUGAUAAUAGCCUUCCCGGCUAUCCACAGCAGAUCGAACCAAGCUUUGAGCCAGAGGAUGAAGACAGUGAGGAAGAUGACAUUAUUAUUGAAGACAACGGAGUGCCACAGCAGAUUCCAAAAGCUGUUCGGAAUACCGAGAGCCUGGAAUCAUUAGCACAAAUAGAGCUCAGUUUUGAGUCUGGACAGAAUGGUUUUAUUCCUUCUAAUGAAGUGAGCUUAGCACCCGUAGCCAGUGGCACAAACACAGAAUUUGAAACACGUGCUCCAGAUCAAAAACUCUUAGAAGAAGAUGGAACAAUUAUAACGUUAUGAAACCAUUGUUUGAAUGUUCUCUGAGUGAGAAUGGCUUGGGAACUUGUAAAUUUGGCUGGUUUAAAGCAUAUAUGUAUACCUCUGAACCAGUGAUGUGGAAUAGGCAUGAGAAAGAGAAUAUUGCAAGUUUAAAAUGUUAUUUAAAUAGUAGUUUGGUAAUUGUUAAUAUAAACUUUGGGUCAGAGGUGAAUUUAAAUCUAAAAGGGGCCUUUGCUGAUGAAAUUAUGUGCUUUUGCUAUUUUGUCUAUGGAGAACUGGAUAUUAGAGCACAUUCUCAGAACUGUGUGAGAGAACUAGAUCAUUUCUGUUUGAAGUGGUUGCAUAUUUAAACUGCUGUGCAGAGCCCAGUUAAUUUUUCCUUUAACUAUAUUUUUAAAAUUCUGAUGUGAAGAAGUCUGGUUCUAUCUCUUUUGGUACACUGGGGACCUCAGCUCUUAGGUUCCCGAUAUUUUGUUUCGAUUUUUUAAUGUUGUUCCUCUGUUACUAAUUGUGGCAAAUUAUUUUUUCAGAUGCAUUUUUUCUAAUUUCUAAGAAAUGAAAUCAAUUGACUGUUUUUAGGAGUUGCUUCCCAUGUUGUAAAGUGUUGAAGCUGUGUUCUUGAGUUAUGAAACUCUAACAGUUGUUCGAGUUGGUAUUUGUCCAUCUUAUAGCUGUCAUAUUUACAAACUAAUUCCAUAUGGGUGUAAUUUAUGUUUUAAAAGGCAAUCCCAUUGACUCCGGUGAUGCGGGAGACUCUCCUUUAACCUGUUCUUGUCCUCAUUCCCCAUCUCAUUGAGAAUCAUUCCUUUUUUUAGUGUGUAUGUUUUGUUGGUGUGCUUUUAUACUCUUAAUGUAUUCAAGUGAUAUGAAUCAUUUUUGAUUAAAAAUGCACCCAAAUUCAGAGAUUUAUUAACACACAGGAUAAACUCGUGCACUUUUUAUACAAAAAAAUUGGAUUUUACUUUAUGGAAUUUCUAGGAAUGCUGCCUACACUUUAUGAAAAAUAUGUAGUAUUCACCUAUGGCAGGUAGAAUUUAUCACUGUUGAUUUUAUGAGGUUAUUUAUUACUUUCCAGUGCAUCCACUUAGAAGACGUCAAGAAUAAGGCUGCUAACUUUCAUUCCUUGCCUGAUUUCACUGUACAAUGUGCGCAGGCACUACAGUAUGCUUGUAUAUAAGACACUAAGAAUAUUAUGAGGUACAUAAGUUCUCUGUGGCUUAUGGAGAGUUAUUUAUUAAUUAAUUUUAUGGUAGGACUAGUAUGGAUACCUUUAUAACAAUUGUGUGCUAUUAAAACAAUGAAGAUUCAAAUGACUCCAUUUUGAAGGAUGUUUUCUCUAUAUGGUAAAAUAUAUGAAGUAAAGUCUUGAUUAAAUGAAGAUCACGUGGCUCAGAAUACUUCAGUGUGUUUUGUUCACAUUACCACUAAGCAUAUUAUCAGUACACUAUUAACUGACUGCACAACAUUAUGUAAUACAAUGUACUUUUUGUUGAAUUCACCGAAGUUCUUCCAUUUGUAUACCAUUAUUUUUUAAUGACAUUCUGGCUUUAACAUUCCGAGUCUUAUAAAUUUGACUCUUGGAAGGAGAAUAAUGUUA
Galeopterus variegatus (Sunda flying lemur) is the source of this 2699-nucleotide messenger RNA. RefSeq names its product par-6 family cell polarity regulator beta (gene PARD6B). Gene Ontology annotation, molecular function: protein kinase C binding. Gene Ontology annotation, cellular component: nucleus; cell cortex; apical plasma membrane. The coding region runs from base 5 to 1123 and encodes 372 amino acids. Lineage: Eukaryota; Metazoa; Chordata; Mammalia; Dermoptera; Cynocephalidae. Gene Ontology annotation, biological process: regulation of cellular localization; establishment or maintenance of cell polarity; centrosome cycle. The transcript has 3 exons. The record is from RefSeq and is a predicted model, not a curated record.